GAAAAACCGGUCUUCCGCACCACCCAAUCCCCCGACAGAAAGAACUGGUGAACGCGGCCGACACACGCCCCGACAGCCUAGACGAGAGGAAUAGGCUCCACCGGAUUAUCCUACGCUGACAUCUACAUGCGAAUCUCCUCAUCCUUCAGUGGGCCGGUCAUUCUGAUCCCUGCUGCUUUUCCUUCCUUUUCUGUUGGAAUCCGAUGCAGCUGAAGGAGAAUACAUGGCUGGGUCCCGCAGGAGUCCGGUGUUGAGAGACCAGUGGAGAGCCACCAGCGACACUAGAGACCCCAGAGACCGGGAGAGGCACCGGCCUCGAGGCUCGUACCGCGAUAGGGGAAGGGACAAAUUUCGCGACCGUGAGCGUCGUCGCCGACCCAAAGAGGGCAGACCCGACGACGAGCUUCCUCUACGGUCGCCGCCACCGCGUCCCUUUCCUCCUCCACCUCACCACGAACCUCGUCAACACCGUGAUUUGUCCCCUAGCACCAUCUCCGCCCGUGGCUCCCCUGGUCAUCCACAUCCGGAAUUUCACCCUGGUCGGAAACUAGGCCGUCAUCGCUCACCCUUACCCGCUGAUUAUCCUGGCGUGGAAUCGCGUCGUUCCCUCGAAGCUGAAGUAACCACCGAUAGAGGUCACCCUCGGCGCGACCACUCACCAUCCGCUCCGCCUCCCUUCAAGCGUAAAAGAACGCGCAGUCCUUCUCCCAGUGGCUUCGAUCAGCCUCCCACCCGGCCAAGCCAUCGCUAUCCUCCUUCUAAUCACAGUGACGACCUGGAUCGAGGCCUGCCAUCCAACAGGCGAGGACGAUUUGCAACUCGGGGGAGAGAUAGGCGCCCACCCGGGGGUAGACGUCCAAUAUCCCCACGGCCUAGGCGCUCUAGGUCUCCCGUACGUGGUGGGAAAUCUUACGCGUACCCUCGCCGUCGCUUUCACAGCCCUUUGCCGGAAGACGAAGUCGAAGACGAGCCCCGCUAUCGAUCACCUUCGCGUCACUCUGUGCAGUCCGGUGUUUCAAGACUAUCUAUAGCGUCUCGCCGCAAUUCUUUGGGCGAUUCGACGAUGAACUCCGCCAGGCCCGCCCGCUCAGCAGCGGGUGACUCGUUUAGGUCUCUAUCCCCGUCUCGGGAAGCCCCAGGGCACGAUGCAGAUAAUGCCAGUGUUUCGGCCAACGGGGAGACAUCACGCGAUGCAUUCCAGCGCCCGCGAACAUCUCGGCCGUAUGCGGAUGCUUCCCAAUACUCAUCGACGAUGCAGAACGCUACUCCGACGAACUCUUACCACGGAUCGCCACAGCCUACUUCUCCAUACUCGGGCGGACGCGGGGGACGGGUCCAGCAUGUCCCUACCUCUCCGUACCGGCAGAACAACUACACCACGAGUGGCCCGCAUGGUCACAGUUCAUCCUAUUCAGGACCUUCUUACCGUGGUGGGCAUUCAGGGUACCGUGGCGGCUAUCAAGGCCACGGCGGCGAUCGUCGCUACAUGAACUCUGGGCCUCAGAGCCAUAAUAACGGGCCGCCACAUGGCCGAAGCAAUUUUAACAAAGCACAUUGGAGGGGCCAGGAUCCCCGAGGCCGAGGCCCUUCCAGUCCUCAUGAGCCCUAUAGGCAACCAUCAGCCAGCCCCCCGCCGCCCCCCGCCAACGAAGAAAGACCCCAUGUUGACGAUAAUGAUGACCGUUUUACAUCAAGGAAAGAAACCCACGCAGAAGAUGACGGUUCGAAGGCUACUGCGGCAGGUGAUGCUCAAGGCAACCCACCUGCAACUAAUGCUACCCAACAGUCUAAUUCAUCUGCUACCCCCAACAAAGGGGGCAAAAUCAGUUUUGCCUUCAAGGCAAAGUCUACCCCAGCUCCAGCUCCUAAGCCAGUUCCCGACCUGGCCCAAAGAAUGCUGGCACGAGAGCCACCGCCGCGCGCAGCUGAGCCACCUCCCCGCAAUAGGUUAUCAACUGGCCCGCCGCCACCGAAGUUCAAGCCCGACACACGUUUUGAUCGUCGCGAUCGUGACAGGGAUAGGGACCGCGACCGCGAUCGGCCACGCGACAGGGACCGAGAUCGAGCGAGGAUCGACCGCAGAGAGUUUCGGGAACCCCGUAGCUUUCGUGAAGCUCGAGAUCCACGCGAUAUGAGGAGAGAUGACCGACGAUUCGAACAUCGCAAUGAAAGAAGGAGAGGUGAUCGAAGACAAGAUUUUCGUCCCGAGCGCCGUCGCGAGCGUUCUCCAGAACCAAAGAAGCAGCCAAAGAUCUUGACUCGUCCCAAGCCACGUCCCACCCUCUCUGAAGAGUUUGCCCAGUCGGACUCGGUUUACUAUCGAAAGCCUGGCAAUGAGUCUGUCAUUGGUGCCGGUACAUAUGGAAAGGUCUUCAAGGCAAUCCAUGUCUACACACAGAAAAAGGUUGCAUUGAAAAAAAUACGAAUGGAAGGCGAGAAGGACGGCUUUCCCGUCACAGCUGUGCGGGAGAUCAAAUUACUCCAACAUCUUCGCAACAACAACGUUGUCAGCUUGUUGGAAGUCAUGGUUGAGAGAAACGAGUGUUUCAUGGUCUUUGAAUAUCUCUCACACGAUCUGACUGGCUUGAUUAACCAUCCGACCUUCACGCUGACGGCAGCUCACAAGAAAGACUUGGCUAAACAGAUGUUUGAGGGCUUGAACUACCUGCACCACCGUGGGGUCAUGCAUCGUGACAUCAAGGCCGCCAACAUUCUCAUUAGCAACAGAGGGCAACUGAAAUUCGCGGACUUUGGUUUGGCCCGUUUCUUUUCCAAGAGCCGCCAACUGGAUUACACCAAUCGUGUCAUCACCAUUUGGUAUCGACCACCCGAACUUUUGUUGGGUGAAACCAGGUACGGUCCGGCGGUCGAUGUCUGGAGUGCGGCGUGCGUGUACGUCGAGAUGUUUACGAAGAAAGCUGUCUUUCCCGGAGAGGGCGGAGAGAUCAGUCAAUUGGAGAAACUUUACAAUUCACUUGGUACGCCAACUCGGCAAGAGUGGCCAGACAUUGUCGAGAUGCCCUGGUUCGAGCUGAUGCGGCCGACUGAACGGCGCAAGAGGAUAUUUGAAGAGGUCUACCGGGAAGUUCUAUCGCCCGCUGCUCUGGAUUUAGUUUCGCAGAUAUUCCGCUACGAUCCUACAAAACGACCAAGUACCGAGGAGAUUUUGUCACACCCAUACUUUGUUUCAGAGGAGCCAAGUGCUCAACAAGCUGUCGAAUUGGAGAAUAUUGAAGGUGACUGGCAUGAGUUUGAGUCCAAGGCCCUCCGUCGCGAGAGAGACAAAGAACGUCGUGCUGAGUACCAGCGAGACAAGGAGAAGCGCAAGGGGGCACCGUCUGCACCUCCGAGCGAGAGAGACCCCAAGCGUGUCAAGCAAGACGGGUCUGAAAGCGGACCACCUUCCGCACCACACCCGGGGCAGUGA
Aspergillus welwitschiae is the source of this 3427-nucleotide messenger RNA. Its product is annotated as putative protein kinase. The transcript has 4 exons. The coding region runs from base 224 to 3427 and encodes 1067 amino acids. Gene Ontology annotation, molecular function: cyclin-dependent protein serine/threonine kinase activity; ATP binding; RNA polymerase II CTD heptapeptide repeat kinase activity. Gene Ontology annotation, biological process: positive regulation of transcription elongation by RNA polymerase II; protein phosphorylation; transcription elongation by RNA polymerase II. Gene Ontology annotation, cellular component: cyclin/CDK positive transcription elongation factor complex; nucleus. Lineage: Eukaryota; Fungi; Ascomycota; Eurotiomycetes; Eurotiales; Aspergillaceae. The record is from RefSeq and is a predicted model, not a curated record.